Fukomys damarensis (Damara mole-rat) is the source of this 318-nucleotide messenger RNA. RefSeq names its product ral guanine nucleotide dissociation stimulator. Bases 1 to 318 code for a protein of 105 amino acids. The record is from RefSeq and is a predicted model, not a curated record. Gene Ontology annotation, molecular function: guanyl-nucleotide exchange factor activity. Gene Ontology annotation, biological process: Ras protein signal transduction; positive regulation of GTPase activity. The transcript has 4 exons. Lineage: Eukaryota; Metazoa; Chordata; Mammalia; Rodentia; Bathyergidae. Gene Ontology annotation, cellular component: plasma membrane.
AUGGCACAGGGCACCAUCCCCUUCCUUGGCACAUUCCUCACUGAGCUGGUGAUGCUGGACACUGCCAUGAAGGACCACGUGGACGGGAAUCUCGUCAACUGUGAGAAAAUUACAAAGGAAGCCAAAGUUCUCCAGGAGAUACAGCUGUUCCAGGUGGCAGCGAGUAAAUAUAAUUUUCAGCGUGAGGAGAAGGUUGAGGUCUGGUUCCACUCGAGGGAGUGGCUCAGUGAGAACGAAAGCUACAACCUGUCCUGCCUUCUGGAGCCCCGACAGCGGCGGGACAGCAGCACACUCAGGAACAGGAAGAUUUCAUCAUGA